Molecule: messenger RNA, 563 nt
Organism: Aspergillus versicolor CBS 583.65
Lineage: Eukaryota; Fungi; Ascomycota; Eurotiomycetes; Eurotiales; Aspergillaceae
Exons: 3
Coding region: 95-364 (89 amino acids)
Source: RefSeq, a predicted model, not a curated record
CGAAUGUGCGAUCUGAUAGCAUGGAAAUGCUUGCGCUCAGGCGCGCCUACCAAAGAGUUUCUACUACUGUCCUAGUCUCGGCCAGAGAGUCUCAAUGCGACCUUUCCCAAAGUCCCUUUGCCCCAAGGUUUCCUUCCACCCACUCACACUCGUGGUCGCACUGGCCUUUCGGGGGAAGCUCAAGGCCAUCCUGGACGACGGUCGGACGAACCCAGACCCAGACACAUGGGAUGGGAACCCUGUCAACACCGUGGGCUCCGGGACCGAAGCGAUGGGUUCCGUCAUUACUCAAGGUCCCAGCAGAAUGGUGAAUAAGCGCUCAAGCUCAAACGAAGGUUUGAUCGCGUGGAACGCACACGGCUAGAGGUUUUGCGGCCAGUAUUCACGCACGGUCGCAAUGCGUCAGUGGUGAUUUGGGGAGCCUCAACAUUCAUUAUUCGACAACACUGUUGUGAUUCGAAGCCAUUAUGCCUUUGUCCGAGGGGAGCGUCUAUGCUCUUUUCUCGAUCUCUACGAACUACCAUGGAACCAUCACGUCAAUUGCGAUAUCGCCGUACUUUCUU